This is a messenger RNA of Drosophila obscura, 593 nucleotides long. It is a transcript of the gene Blos3, whose product is annotated as biogenesis of lysosome-related organelles complex 1 subunit 3. The transcript has 3 exons. The record is from RefSeq and is a predicted model, not a curated record. The coding region runs from base 62 to 502 and encodes 146 amino acids. Gene Ontology annotation, cellular component: BLOC-1 complex. NCBI's taxonomy places the organism in Eukaryota, Metazoa, Arthropoda, Insecta, Diptera, Drosophilidae.
UUGAAUUCAAGAUUCGGUCAUACUGUUUAAUUGGCUAAAUUGGCUUAAACUUGUUGCAGCCAUGGCCGAUCUGGUGAGAGGAGAAGCCUCCGAAUCCGAUGAGGAAAUGCAGGACAAGCACAAGAUUUUUGCAGCAGAGGUGCCUGGCGAGGCAACCGAGGAUGAUGACGACGAUGAAGACAUUUAUGAGCAGAGAAGGAGCACCCAUGUGCCGUCCAGCACAGCCUCGAUCUAUCGCAACAACCUGCUGCAGCGCAAACUAAUUGAAAACAACAUUGCCGUUUUGAGAGAUCUGACAGCUCUGACCCGCAACCUGGUGGUAAACGCCUCCAAACAGUUGCUUACCACUGAUCAAAUGCUCAUCAAGUCCCAGCUAUCCAUGCAGUCGGCACACACUUCCCUGCAGCAGGCCCAGCGCCAUGUUAGUGAGCUGCAGUCCCGCACGGCGGCCGUGAUGGCUGGCAGCAGCUUUCUACCGCAUAUAAAUAUUACGAAUGCCUGAGAAUUUACUACUAGCACACACAUUAAUGAAUAAACGAACCAAUGUAGCCUAAUUCUCUGUAUCGGAGUUGCGAGACUACGCCUGACUGAAC